Molecule: messenger RNA, 1380 nt
Organism: Puccinia graminis f. sp. tritici CRL 75-36-700-3
Lineage: Eukaryota; Fungi; Basidiomycota; Pucciniomycetes; Pucciniales; Pucciniaceae
Exons: 2
Coding region: 1-1380 (459 amino acids)
Source: RefSeq, a predicted model, not a curated record
AUGCCUGCAGAUUAUGAAGACCACGGUUUAACUCGUCAACCUGAUGACUGGCCUUCCUGGAAGUUCAGAAGAUAUAUUCUCAACAAGAUAUCAAGUUCUAGUAGUUCAGAAGAAUCUUCUCAAAAUUUUGAAUCAUCUUUGAAUCAAUCAAAUAUAUCCCAUCAUAAUUCACAAUCUUAUUUUCGUGAUGAACAACAUGAAAUCAAAACAACCGAAGUAAGAUCCAGUGAAGAUGAAUCAUUUCCUGUUGAUGAGGAUGAAUCUUUCAUCAACCAUGAAUCAAAUGAGGAUCCUCUCAACUCCGAUUAUACUGAAGAAUCAGGCUCUGAUGAUGAAUCCGUUGCAACACAUGAACAAUCAGAAAUUGAUGAGCCCGUAGACAGUAACAACCCAGAAGAACUCACGAAGUAUCUUGUGAAGAAACUCCUCCUUGAAGGGCACAAAGGACCAAAAAUUGUGAAGAUCCUCAAAGAAGAACAUGGUAUAUCAAUGUCUUAUCAAACACUUGGUCGAAGACAAGCAGAAUGGGAACUCCAGCGGGUUGACCUUCCACAGCCCCGCAUCUCAAAGCCCUUGGAACCCCCAAUACGUGCCAGCCUGUUGUCUUCACACAGUAAAGGUCUGAACCUUGAGGAGAUCCAAGCAAGAUUGGCUCAAGAGACCGGGGUGAUAGUAUGUAUCCAAACAGUCAAGCGGUACUUACAAACACUGCAACUGAAACUCCUUGUCAAUGAUCUGGAGGCUGGUAAGGUUUCCAUGGAUGACAUUUUUGAAGCUGUCAAUCAUGCACGCACAAGUCUACUCCACAAUAAUACUGGCUAUCGCCGUAUGCGAGUCCUCCUGAUGAGGCAAUAUAAUAUACGAAUCCCCAGGCAACUUGUUUAUGAUGUUCUCAAGGAAUUAGACCCCAUUGGGAUGGCUCCACGGCUCCGCCAAGGAUUCAAACACCGGAUUUAUCGAACCUAUGGACCCAAUCACAUAUGGGCAUGUGAUGGACAUGAUAAGCUGAAGCCCUAUGGAAUCUGCGUAUAUGGCUUUGUCGACACCUGGUCCAGGAAGAUACUUGGGAUGUUUGUCCACACAACUAACAACAAUCCACACCAUGUUGGACUAUACUUCCUUCAUCUCGCAUCCACAACAGGUGGACUCCCACUGAAGGUGACUAGUGACUAUGGUACUGAAACAGUUGAGAUGGCAACAUACCAGAUGUGGCUUUCAUACCGUUUUGGAGGAAUAAAUGCGGAGGAAGCUACCAAAAGGAGGGCGUUGAUAAACGCACGCCAGCCCCCAUUGAAAGCAAAUUGGCGUGUGGGCCAGCACGCCAAUCUACAGAGUGUAGACCGGCGUGCAGGCCUGCACGCCACAGGCAUAUGUGUUUAG